Achroia grisella is the source of this 3511-nucleotide messenger RNA. RefSeq lists its product as uncharacterized. Gene Ontology annotation, cellular component: lytic vacuole; endosome. The record is from RefSeq and is a predicted model, not a curated record. The transcript is spliced from 11 exons. Gene Ontology annotation, biological process: SNARE complex assembly. Gene Ontology annotation, molecular function: SNARE binding. NCBI's taxonomy places the organism in Eukaryota, Metazoa, Arthropoda, Insecta, Lepidoptera, Pyralidae.
UAACUCAGCUGAAAAAUGCAUUUUUAUGGAUUAAAUUAAUAUAAACAAUUAAAUUUUCGUAAUAAUAUCAACAAAUGUUACUAUAAAUAAAUCUGAACAUAUAUCCACUAAAAGUGAUCAAGAUUAAUUUCUCCCGCGUUCCAUUGUGUCGUUGUUUUGUAAUAGUUUAUUUCGACAAAACUAACAAAUAAUGUUUGGAAGACCCCGUUGCAGAGAGUGGACACCUCUUGCGACUCAACAACUCCGUUUGCGCAGCCUUAUACAGAUUGUUGGGUACAACAUCAGACCACCUGAGUGGACCUCCACCCAGUGCAGUUUCUACUUGACCCUGCACCACACUACUAUGUCCGCCCCAUUCUACACUAGUGAGAGAAUAUCCUCGCCACACCCCAAAUGGAAGGAGAUAGACUCAGAAUUAACCCAUCGUAUGUCAUCCACCAACAUAGUCAUUCGCAUAUGGUGUCACCACUCUCACACAUUCCGGGAGGAGGACAAUGAAGGACCACGUGACACCGUCAUACAAACGUGGGGUGUAUAUUUCAGUGGCCUAAGGUAUAUAGGGGCCAAUUUAGCUUUAAAUUUCACAUCAGACUGUUUCAAAAGCAACACGCUUGUGUUCCAAAUGCAUGGUGGAUAUUUCUGUUCAUAUAAAAGUCUUAAAUUAGAUAUAAUACCGCCGGAGAAUGAAUUAGAACAAGGUUCCCUAUCUUCAGAUUCUUCUGGUAGAACGAAUCUGUCAAAGAUUACACUAGAACCUAAAUUUAUUCAGAAUCAUAAGUUAGUGAAGGAAACAAGGUCUAUAUCGCCUAGUAAGUUUACAAGGAAACGUGAUAAGGAAUACUCUAAAAGUAAUAGUCCAAUUGAGAAAGGUUUCAAGCAAAAUAUAUCAACAUUGAAAACUUCUGUUAGUUUAAAUAUAAGUCACAAUAACCGAGACUAUUACAGAAAAAGAGAUGUAAGUGAAGAAAGAAAUAAAAAUGAUCCAAAUUACAUUUACGAACAUUCACCAGACAGUUUGGAUGUUAAAGAAUUUACGUCGAGCGGUCUAAAUUGCUUUGGUCCAUCAAAAACGUCAUCGCAAGAAGAUUUAUCGGGUAGCAAAAUCGAUCUGAGCGAGAUCGCAGAAAAUUAUGAUCUCAGGAACGAGUCCGAUGGCGUACCAAAAUACAGAUAUAUGGCAAUUAAUUUUUUGAAAUCGGAAAUAAGGCCGAGUUAUAAUGCGACAAAAUUGCAGAAACUGCAUUUACUUCAGUAUUCUAUAAAGAAGAAACAAGAGGCUGUGCAAGAGAUAAAGGAGAGGAUACACAGUAUAUCUGCUGUGACAAAUAACAGUUGGCCUCUACCUGAGGACCAGUUUGAAACGAGUACUAAGCUGAAAGGUAGAUCCCAAAAAAAUUUGUUCUCUCCUGAAGAUAGUGAUAGUGUAGAAAAAGGACAGUAUUCGUCACAUAGUGAUGUAAGUUUAAAGAAUGGUAAAAUAAAAGAAGAGAAACAGAAGCCUAAUGGACCUCGUCUCACUUUAAAAUUGAAUGAUCUCCUUUCAUUUAAGGUCAAACCCUCGCCAUUCCAAAGGGCGGAGCAUGUAAGACUCACAAAGCAAUUAGAAAUACUAAGAUUUAAGCGAAUUAUACUAUCUGAUGAAAGGGACAGCAAGCUCGCUAACAUUAGAAGACUGAAAGAGAGACACGCGAAACUUUUGGAAGAAAACCAAGAUGUUGGUUUGGAAUUGAUGCAAAACUACCACACGCUGUCUAGACGGAAUGAUACCAUGAAAGAAACCCGCCAGUCAUGCGCGGCGAUGCGAGAUAUGGCGGCUAGAUCGCACGCGGCACUAGUCAGUCAGCGGCACCAGUUACUUCUACAAUUACAUCAGAUAUUCUAUAUACAACAGAAAGACACAUCAAUCUGGACAAUAUGUGACGUGUGUCUGCCUAUAUGUGGAGAUGAGACCACCAGCCGGGCAUCGAAACCAGUAAGUGACUCAGUGGCAGCCGGCUUCGUCGCCCAAGCAACUUGCCUAGCGGCCGCUUUGUUGAACCAACCUCUCCGCUACAAGAUCACAUUGCUGGGUUCUGCGAGCAAGAUUUUAGAUAUAACGCCGGAACUGCCAGAUCCUAAUGAUAUGAAUUCCGCUAGACUACCGAGGCCGCUAUGUACUUAAGAGGCCGAAUAUACUUAAUUUAUUUUAUUAAUAUUGUUAUUUAUCACAUUUUGCAGUAUACCCCUGUUCGCUCGAGGUGGAGACACCACUUUGUUCCGGUACGCAAUGUUCCUACUCAACAAGUGUAUCGCUCAACUGCUAUGGGGUCGAGGUCUCUACGUCACCGACAUGAGACCGACCCUAAUGAACUUGGAGAGGCUGCUCACCACACCUAGUAACCUGUCGGACACCUCAAAGUUGUUUGGCACGUACAAAUGGCUGGCGGAUGGCCAGUGUCCGAGGACGCAAUCGCUUCGAAGCUUGGUAGCGUCGGAGCGAGGGAAGUACCGGCAGUUCAACAGGUUCAAGGAUGCAGUGGAUGGACAAUCGCCACAUUCUGCUUUAAACAUCAAAAGACACCGGCACUCUAGAAGCGUUGGCAGUUAUAAUGAUGAACAAGAAUUGGCUGCUCUAGACACAUCGACAGUUUCAAUAAUGGGCAGUGAAUCCAAUAUAUACAACAUGAAGUUAAUAGAAACGAAUCCCAAUCAAACUCCUCCAAGUUUAAAAACUCAUAAUUCAGACUCUGAAAUAUUGAGAUUACUUACUGAAGAUAGACAGGCUGAGGAGAGCGAUAACGAAGUAACUUUCACUCUAGGUGAAGACACCAUGUUAGUGAAUUUACAAAGUGAGAACUUAGUGAGAAUAUCGACAAAUAACGACGAUGAAGUAACUUGUUCGACGUGUUUAGACGAGAACGUCAAAAGAAUAUGUACAGAGAUAGAAAACUUUUGUUCGACAAGUACACAAAUAGAGAAACAUGAAACGAAAGAAAUAAUAGAAGGGUUCGACGUCGUCAGACAUAUGGAAGCUAUGAAUGAAGAUAUAGCAAAAUAUAUGGAGCAGAAGAGCAUAGAUAUAGAAUCUAAUGACGUAACAUGCGAUGUAUGUGCUGAUACGGACGUGUGUGAUAUAGCUUGUGCCAAUAAUGUCACUGAAGUUAUUGUGAUACCUAGUGCUGAGGCGAUUUUAGAUACAGGACAGAUUGAAAGCGAUGAGGUAAAUGAAUCGAGAGAAAGUGUUGAAGCGAAUACAGACGGUCAAUAGUAUUGGUACGGUAAUGGUAGAUUAUGCAAAUUUGUAUAAUAAUAUAUCAAGCGAGUUGAUUUGUUUGUAUAAGAUUUAAAUUUCGUAUUCUAUGUGUUAUUGUUGAGACUGGGCAAUCGAACAAUGUGAAAUAUUUAGUUUAUUGUAAAUCUGAUAAGAAAUAACAUUACAGUUCUCUAGUUCCCAUAGUAGAAGUCCUGCUUAGUUUGGGGUUAGAAAACACUGAGUUAUCCAAGAUUAAUUAUUAUUUAUUUGUAUUACAAG